AUGUCGGUGUUGCGGCCGCUGGAUAAGCAGCCUGGCCUGAACACGGCCACCAUCUUGCUGGUGGGCACGGAAGAUGCUCUUUUGCAGCAGCUGGCCGAUUCGAUGCUCAAGGAGGACUGCGCCUCGGAGCUGAGGGUCCACCUGGCAAGGUCCCUCCCUCUGCCCUCCAGUGUGGAUCGGCCCCGAAUUGACUUGAUCGUGUUUGUGGUCAACCUUCAUAGCAAAUACAGCCUCCGGAACGUGGAGGAAUCCCUGCACUAUGUGGACGCCACCUUCUUCCUGGGGAAGGCAGCCUUCCUUGCCACCGGCGCUGGGCGAGAGAGUCACUGCAGUGUCCACCGAAACACGAUCAUGAAGCUGGCCCACACCUACCGAAGUCCUCUGUUCUUCUGUGACCUGGAGAUAGAAGGCUUUCGGGCCACCAUGGCACAGCGCCUGGUACGCAUGCUGCAGAUCUGCGCUGGCCAUGUGCCCGGUGUCUCAGCCCUGAACCUGCUGUCCCUGCUGAGGAGCUCUGAGACCCUGGCCCCAGAGGACCUGUAA
Molecule: messenger RNA, 543 nt
Organism: Puma concolor (puma)
Lineage: Eukaryota; Metazoa; Chordata; Mammalia; Carnivora; Felidae
Gene: CENPM
Product: centromere protein M
Source: RefSeq, a predicted model, not a curated record